GCGGGCCCGGCCGGCGGCGGCGGCCGGAGAUGGUGAUCUGCUGCGCCGCCGCCAACUGCUCCAACCGGCAGGGGAAGGCGCACCGGGGCGCCGUCUCCUUCCACAGGUUCCCUCUGAAGGAUUCGAAGCGUCUGAUUCAGUGGCUAAAAGCUGUUCAGAGAGACAACUGGACUCCCACCAAGUAUUCCUUUCUUUGCAGUGAGCAUUUCACCAAAGACAGUUUUUCCAAGAGGCUGGAAGACCAGCACCGGCUGCUGAAGCCCACUGCUGUCCCCACCAUCUUCCAGCUCGCAGACAAAAAGCACGACAACCUGGAUUAUGUCAGAAGCAGAAGAAAAAUAGCAAGCCAGGUGCCGCUGGAGGAUGGAGAAGACCCCAGGGAAGGAGGCUGUGAGGUAGUGGAGAGGACCUCAUCCUCUGGCCAGGACUUCAUGGUGAUGCAAGGGACAAAAGAGAGAGAGGAGGCGACUUCCGAAGCAGAAAUCGGAUCGAUGUCUGAGGAGGAGGAGAACCUCCACAGCCAGCUGGAUGGUCCCCGGAGAAGGACGUUAGGUGACAGUUUGGUCGCCAAGGCUGGGCUUCAGAAAAAGCCUGAGAGGUCUCCUGUGGAGGACUGUCCUGAAGCCACCUGGACGGGGAGCUGGGUGGCAGACAGAAGCGGCGUGUCGGUCGACGACUUCACGCCUCCCGCCUUGGGUGCUUGCAAGUUCAUCGGCUCCCUCCAUUCUUACAGCUUCUCCUCCAAGCACGCCAGAGAGAGGCCCUCUUUCCCAAAAGACCAGCUAGAAAGGAAAAGGCCAAAGAGAGACGUGGAGCCCAGCUGCAGCAGCCAUCUUCUGGGACACGAGAAGGUGGCCGCGGAAGGCUCCCCGACUUCAUCCCUCACCGCCACCCCGCAGAAGCCCUCCCAGGGUUUGUCAGCAUCCCCAGCAGACCUCACCCCUCAGCCUGCUGCAGAGGCCGUGCUGGGGAGGAAAGGGGACAUGGAUGCCAACCCCAUGUCGAUCAACGAGGUCAUCAUGUCAGCCUCAGGAGCCUGCAAGCUCAUCGACUCCCUCCACUCCUACUGUUUCUCCUCCAGGCAGAGCAAAAGUCAGGUCUGCUGCCUGCGUGAGCAGGUGGAAAAGAAGAAUGGGGAACUGAAACUGUUGAGGCAGAGGAUCAGUCGCUCUGACAGCCAGGUCAGGAAGCUGAAGGAGAAGCUGGAUGAGCUGAAGAGGAUCAGUUUCCCUUACUUGAACAGCCUGCUGUCCCAGGACUGUGAGACUCCUCAGCUGAACCCAGUGAUGGAGCCCCUCUCCUGGAUGCUGGGCACCUGGCUCUCCGACCCGCCGGGGGACGGCACCUUCCCCACCAUGAAGCCCUUCCAGUACCUGGAAGAAGUGCACAUCUCUCAUGUGGGGCAGCCCAUGCUGAACUUCUCGUUCAACGCCUUCCAUCCAGACACCAGGAAGCCCAUGCACCGGGAGUGUGGCUUCAUCCGCCUCAAGCCAGACACUAAUAAGGUGGCCUUCAUCAGUGCCCAGAACACAGGGCUGGUGGAGGUGGAGGAAGGGGAGGUGAAUGGACAGGAGCUGUCUAUAGCUUCUCACUCCAUAGCCAGGAUCUCCUUUGCCAAGAAGCCCCACGUAGAGCAGAUCACCAGAAAAUUCAGGCUCAAUUCUGAUGGGAAACUCGAACAAACUGUCUCAAUGGCAACCACUACACAGCCCAUGACUCAGCACCUCCACAUUACCUACAAAAAGGUGACACCCUGACAGCAGGAGGGACGGGGCUCCCUGCCCAGGGUGAGGAUGAGGAGCAGUCUGGGGAGCAGCACGGUGUGGCAGGCCCUGGAGCUGGCUGCCUGCACCCACCCCCAGGGCUGUGGAGCUGCCCAUCCCGUUGAGAAUGUUACUCAGAUGUUUCUGUAAUGGUAUAUUAAAAAACAAAACAAAACAAAACAAAAAACAAACCACAAAACACAAAAAAAAUAAAAAAAAAUAUUUUAUUUUUA
Molecule: messenger RNA, 1996 nt
Organism: Calypte anna (Anna's hummingbird)
Lineage: Eukaryota; Metazoa; Chordata; Aves; Apodiformes; Trochilidae
Gene: THAP4
Product: THAP domain containing 4
Exons: 6
Coding region: 30-1757 (575 amino acids)
Source: RefSeq, a predicted model, not a curated record